Melampsora larici-populina 98AG31 is the source of this 1206-nucleotide messenger RNA. RefSeq lists its product as uncharacterized. The transcript has 10 exons. The coding region runs from base 1 to 1206 and encodes 401 amino acids. NCBI's taxonomy places the organism in Eukaryota, Fungi, Basidiomycota, Pucciniomycetes, Pucciniales, Melampsoraceae. The record is from RefSeq and is a predicted model, not a curated record.
AUGGACUCCUCUGUUUCAUGGCUAUACACGUCCCAGGGCAACUCGGACGGUCGACAUGAUUGUGGUUGCACCCGAGGUGAGGUUAGGCCGCCGUUUUGCGGUGCUCGAUCUGCUGUGGUUGCUUCCAAGAUAAGCUCAGCACCUCCAAGAUGCAUUCCUGCGUGUGCUCCUUGCGUUAAUACCUUCCCGCUAUCGUCACAUACACUGCAGAGUAAAGUAAAUCGCCGAUCUCAGCCAGCCUAUGUCUCUUCCAUCUUUGAGGUACACGCCCAAGUUCCAACCACCGUCAACGCCGCGUACGGGUUUCGGUCUGUCACAUCUGGAAUAAACUGUGCUGGUAUCAACGGCAGUUCUCCUCUAGAGCACGAGCUUUUCAUCACUUACUAUGCAGCUCAAGGCAUCGGUCUGGCUGUCGGAAACAUGCAUUACACUUCAGGGAAAUUCCUACCGUUGAAUGGAGAGCCUAUCCCUCGCAUUGUGACGGAACUCAGUCACCACAUCCCUGCCGGUGACGCGGACACCUUUUCCGGUUGCUUGACCAACAACGUAUCUCUCAACUCGAUUGGCAUCGUGGUCAGCAAGCGGGUGGUGCAAGAAGAGGCCCACGAGGGUAAACCUACGUGUGUCUUCUUGAUGCGCCACACUGACUACAACCCCAUGACUGGAAAACUCUGCGAGUUUCUACUGGAGUAUUGGUGCCGGCCAGUUCAAAACCUCGUCAAAGCUCUCAAUAUCAUUCAAAUCGGCAAAGAAACGAGUGUACAUGGUUACAUUGCAGGCAAGCAUAUUCAAUCCAACAUCGUCGGUGGCAGGGAGGUCAAGAGUUAUACUUUUCAAGUUGAGGUGUAUUCGAUCUCGGUCGCUACUGGCCAUGAGAGUAUCAGGGCGGGUGCCACCCUCGCGACUCCCACUGCGACCCGGAUGACCAAAGGUGGCAGGGUUAGAUUGGCACGCGCCACCGAGACCACCCCUCACAAUGGCAACAUUUUCGAGUUGCAUUGCGUCAGCCCCUCCGCGUUACAUGCCUCUGGAGCCGUGGAACCGAUGCCUAAGCCUACGGCUGAAGACCACGCUGCGCUAGCCUCCUAUUUGCAACAGGUCGCAAAUGCAGCCACCGAUGAGAAUGUAAACCCGACGGCGGAUGCCAUGGUAGCAGGUCCAAGCGGCUCCACCAGGCUCCAGGAGGGCAAACGUCGUAAACUAUGA